UCCAUUUCCCCAGCUCUAGUGACACAAACACACCAGGCGAGCGCUGCUGCUGCUGCUGCUGCCGCCCAAGCCAGGAUCUUACAAACCCCCCUUCGCCGCCUCCUCCCCGUCUUUUCCAAGGCGCUCCAAGCGCAGAACCGAUCCCCUCCCCAGGGGCUGCACCGAAGAAGCGCGCGGGGAAACUCCAGCUUGCAAGGCGAGGGGAAGGGGAGGGGGGCACGGCGCCAGCUUCCUGCUUGCUAAGAAGGGGGGCGGGGGGAGAGAAGAAGACGAAGAGGAGAAGCAGCAGCAACCAAAGGGCCUCAUCCCCACGUUUCUGCCCAGAAUGCUUGCUGUUUGCCAACACUGAAGGAGGUGCAAUGGGGCCUGCCUCCUAACUCUGGUUAACAGCCCCCUCCCUCCCAAAUCCCAAACCCACAUCUGUCGUGGCGACCGCGGAGUGUCGCCUCUGGGGGCGGAGCCCACCUCGGUCUCUCCUUAUUGGUUCUGGAUGGAAUUGCGGUGAAUGGAACAGAAGCCCAGCACGGUGGAGUGCCUGUCGGAGCCAGAGGACACCCGGUGGCCGGAUGGGAAACGUAAAAGAAAAAGCAGCCAAUGUUCGGUGAAAAGCAGUAUGUCAGGGUACAUCCCUAGCUACUUGGACAAAGAUGAGCAGUGUGUUGUAUGUGGAGACAAAGCCACAGGGUACCACUACCGAUGUAUUACCUGUGAAGGCUGCAAGGGCUUUUUCCGACGGACGAUCCAGAAGAACCUGCACCCAACAUACUCCUGCAAGUAUGAUGGCUCCUGCGUCAUUGACAAGAUCACCCGCAACCAGUGCCAGCUUUGCCGAUUCAAGAAGUGCAUUGCCGUUGGCAUGGCCAUGGACUUGGUGCUGGAUGACUCCAAGAGGGUAGCCAAGCGGAAGCUGAUUGAAGAAAACCGGGAGAGGCGGCGCAAAGAAGAGAUGAUGAAAUCCCUUCAGCACCGGCCGGAGCCAACUACGGAUGAGUGGGAUCUGAUCCAGAUCGCCACAGAGGCACACCGCAGUACCAACGCCCAAGGCAGCCACUGGAAGCAGAAGCGGAAAUUCCUGCCCGAAGAUAUCGGUCAGUCACCAAUGGCCUCCAUGCCUGAUGGGGACAAAGUAGACUUGGAAGCAUUCAGCGAGUUUACGAAGAUCAUCACCCCUGCUAUCACCCGUGUGGUGGAUUUUGCCAAAAAACUGCCCAUGUUUUCAGAGCUGCCUUGUGAGGACCAGAUCAUCCUUUUGAAGGGCUGCUGCAUGGAGAUCAUGUCACUGCGGGCGGCUGUGCGCUACGACCCCGAAAGUGAGACACUGACACUAAGUGGUGAGAUGGCUGUCAAGCGGGAGCAGCUGAAGAACGGUGGCUUGGGCGUGGUGUCAGAUGCCAUCUUUGAUCUGGGCAAGUCCCUCUCUGCCUUCAACCUGGACGACACGGAAGUGGCGCUGCUCCAGGCUGUGCUGCUCAUGUCCUCAGACCGCAGUGGACUGAUCUGCGUUGACAAAAUUGAGAAAUGCCAAGAGACCUACCUGCUGGCGUUUGAACACUACAUCAACUAUCGCAAACACAACAUUCCCCACUUCUGGCCCAAGCUCCUCAUGAAGGUGACUGACCUGCGGAUGAUUGGGGCUUGCCACGCCAGCCGCUUCCUGCACAUGAAGGUGGAAUGCCCCACGGAGCUCUUUCCCCCGCUCUUCCUCGAGGUCUUCGAGGAUCAGGAAGUCUAGGGUGUGGGGACAGAGGGGGCAAACAGGGUGGCGCGGGAGAAUUGGGGACGUGGGGCAAUUUGGGAUGGGGGCGAUGUCUGGACUCGGGCCAUAAGGCCCCCCCACCUCAUCACCUCGGACACAACAGAUUUUCAUUUUAUUUUAAUUUUGGUUCUGUUUUGUUGUUUUCAUUUUUUCUUUUCAUUUUUUUGUUUCGUUUUGUUUUUUCUAAAUAUUGCACGUCAGCAUCAGUGAAUCACGUGGACGGGGAGGCGGGGGCGUCGUUGAUAGGGGUUGGGCCACCAAAAAAAGGUCGAAACUAUACAAAACCUUUGUUAUGAGGUAGACUUGUGCAGUAGCCAACACUUUUUUGUCUAGGCAGACUUUAAAAAAAGAAAUAAGUGGGCAAUGUGAUUCCCACUUGCCCCCUGUGUAUCUUACUUCCUCCAAUCCCCUUUUGUCCCAAAGUUAUCUUUCCAGGGUAAGGCACCUGUCUUAACUUUUGAUACAAUGUUAAGAGGAGGAAACCAACCCACAUGUUCCCCCCUCCAAAAAAACAAAACCCCUUUGCCCUUCUCCCCAUUAAGAAAGAAUUCCCCUUUCCCCACAGCACUGGAAACAGCUGGCACCUCUCUGCUUUAGCCCUGAUCAAACCUCUCUCGUUUAAAUGGACUUGAUUACCAAUAUAUAUAAAUAUAUAUAUGUUUCUUUUGCACAUAACAGUCCCAGGAAACGUCAGAGUGUGUUUGGUUGUUUUAUUCUUGUUUUCAUUUUCUUUUAGAACUUUUAGCAUUUAGUUACCCUCCCUGGGAGGCUAAAAUAUAAAAUGCACUUUUUUGUAAAAGAAAUAAAGAUUUUUUUUUUAAAAAAAGAAAGAACGUAAAGGAACUGAGAGAGGAAGAGAAAGAUCCUAUUAAAUUAUUGGGGGGUGGGGGAGUCAGGCAGUGGGGGAAAGAAAGUCACAGGUGGUUUGGCAAAAAAAAAUAAAAGUACGCAGAUUGAGGCUCAAGGUCCAAGCGUGAGGGACAAAUGCACUUUGAAAUAGACAAAAACUCCCCCUUGCCACUCCUCCCCUGGUGGAGAAACAGGUGAUUGAAUAAGAAAUCUAUUUUAUUUUGCUUUGAAUCGCACUGCAGGGCUAGAAGCUAAGGGGUGCCUGCUUUUUAUUCCAGUGCUGAAGGGGUAUAAUGUUCAACCUUCUUCCCUUCCCCUGAAAACCCCUCUCCUCCUUAAGGCUUCAGCCAAACUACCUCCAUGUCGGGCAAGGUGGGCAGGUUCAACAGGUGCCCACCCACUCUUACGUUGUCUCCCUUCUCCCAACCCACCCCAGCUAAAGGCCGCAUGCAAUGUUCUCACUGGGCUUUUAAAUGGCCCUUACUAGUUCUUUGCACACGCUUCCCCACGCCACGUGGCGGUACACUUCUUGCUGCACUAGUAUUCUUCCUGCCCUGCCCUGCCUUUCCUGUUCUUCUCUCUGGGGAAGCAGACUCCCUGACUCUUCAGCGCUCCAAGAGAACCAAGUGAGGGUCGAAUCUUUCUUUUUCUUUCUUUUUGGUUGUUUUUGCAAAUGGCACUUAUCAGUAUAGAAAGCAGUAAAAGGAUAACAUUCACCGGGAGGUGGCAACAUCCCUCCCACAACGCAGGAGAUCUGCAGACUUCCUGGCAGUAGGCAGGGCGUGACUAGCUCUGCGUAACCUAAUUGGGGAAGGUGCCAAGCAUUUUGCUGUCUGCUUAAAAACCUUUCUCUUACAGCUUCCCGUGUCCCAUACACCCUUAAACCUUCAGCCCUACUGUAGCACCAAUUGUACUCGUUCCCAUGGGGAAAAGGGCAAAGACCUCUGUUUAACUGUCUCCUCUGGGACAGGGACAGGGACAGGGGAAGAGCAAUGUGUCUGAGAAUCACCCCUGCCCAAUCCAACCUAGUUAUCUCUUUUGGAGGGGCACCAGAUCAAGGAAAUCAUGUUCUAAUGCACUUCCUUACCCAUUGUGGUCAUCUCUGCCCACCCUUAAUGCCAUGGGCAGAACCAAACCCUUAGCCUCAGGUUGCACAAAAUAGUUGGAGGAAACCUGAUUGUAGAUUCGGGGUGGGCAACCCACAUUUGGAAAACAGAGUCAGCCAAGCUGUUGAGAGAGAAGCACCCCAGGUUUUCAGACUUGGAUUAGCUGUCAUUUUUUUCAUUUUAGCUUUCUGCUUAUCUGUUUGUUCCUGGUUGUUUGGGAAACAGGCAGAACCUCUGAAACUCUGGCCAGCAACUAGUUUCAUGGAUGCACCACUUUGAGGAGGGGAAUAGAGAAUGGUGAUAUGCCAGGCCUUCCUCUCCGUCCCAGAAGUGGACUGCCAGCAAGCCCCCAUUGCCACAACCGCCAGGCCUGCCUUUCACACAGCUCUCUUGCCUCCAGGUUAGCAGGGAGAGCAGGGGGGAUUUGGCACUUGGUGCCUGGGAGGCUAGAUUUUGCACUGGGACCUCCAGUUGCCGACCCCUAUAAAGAUUUGCAGGGGGUGGGGGUGGGGGAAAGACCACCAGCUUCCCACUUUCUUCUUCCUGUCUGUUUCACCCUUAAUGCAAACAAGACUGUGAUCACCUUAAUGCAAGUAUUUUGGCACUUAACGCUGUUAAUGGGUCAGACCUCUUGCCUGAGCCGCUUCUUCUGUGAUAGAUCCAUUUUUUGUCAAUCUGUUAGCCAGACCUCUUUUGCAACUGUAAUGUAAUAUUAUUAGGGGAGGGGGGUGGGGUUUUUUUACUCCCCCUUCCCUUCCUUCUUUGUCUCUCCGCUGUCACUUGGUUUCCGUUGAGAAAAACCCUUUACCUCUUACCUCAUUCAAGACGCCGUGGGAAACGUUAUGGGAUGGGUUGGGUGCAUGUCAGAUGUACCAGCUGAAGGUUCAGGGGCCGGCGUAUGGAGAACACAGCUCCAAUUUAAGCUAAUAUACAGAAAUAUAUAUAUAAGUAUGUAUAAUUUUUUUUAAUUAAGAAGAAAAAUCUUUGUACGGGUCUGUUCACAAAAAAGAAAAAAGAAAAGAAAAAUUACGCAAACGAAAUUGGGGUUGGAAGAAAAAAAGUAGAGUUUUUUGUUUUGUUUCUUUAAUCACUUUUAAACAAUGUGGGAAUCAUGGGGGUGGGGCGGGUGUUAUUGCUGAGCUGGUAUUGGCUGAAACGUGGAGUCCCAAAUGCCAGCACAGCAUGGUCGGUUAUAAGCAGGGCUGUGCCUGAUCCACUAUUCCGUGCAAGCAUAGAAUUUGGUGCUGGAUACAGGUCUUAAGAGUCUCAUUUUUAAAAAGAGAACAAGGUUCUAGCCCUUUUGGCUAUGAAGAUUGGCUUGAAAGGGUGGCGAAAGCUCAGAGCAGGGGCUAAGUAGGUUUUCUAGUGUGCAGAAGCAGAAUACAUUAUGCAAAAUAAGCAUACAUAUGCAGUUUUGCUUAAUCAUUCAGCUUUUCUUAAAACAGCAUUCAGCUUUUCUUGAUGUGGGAUUUAGAUGUUUGUUUUUAACGUGCAGAAUAUACACAGCCCUAGUUGUAUUUCCAUCAGUUGUCUCCCGAGGGAGCUGCAGCUGUUGUCCACUGAAAUCGUUUAUCUUGGGGUCAUGCAGUUCCAGAUUGCUUGCCUAGAAGAUAUGAGUUAAUCUAUUGAAAUGUGGGGCCAGGCUUUCUUGGGGGUCAGAAACCUUCUAGUCCCACAUAGAGGCUGGGGUCUUGCCUGAACCACCUCCAAAGCCUAAUGUCCAUGCAAUAAUAAUUUGAAAAGCAUCCAAAGAUGAGGGACUCCACAGCCUGGUUGGCCAAUAUUUUAGCCUGGCAUUUUCUUCUUGUACUUAAAGUGUAAUAUACAUUUCCUGUACACACGUGCGUACAUACCCAGAGGCUCUUCCUAUAAAUAGAAGCUUCAGUUCUUUCAUGCUCAAUCUCACUUUUCCAGAAAAGACACGGGAAGCAACCUGCUAAGAUGGAUCAUCUUGACUCAGCCCCUUCUUGUCGCAGACCGAGUUGCUUUGCUCCUCCUGAUUCCAACCCCUCAUUUUAAAAAGCAAUUCUGACCCUACCCAACCAAUCCUACAAGCCGUCUGUAAGCAUUACAGAGAUCUUUUCACCCAUAAAACACUUCCCUUCUUGUGUUUAAACAUGUCUUGUGCAAUGAACUAAGAACCAUUUGUGUGUGUGUGCGUGCGUGUGUUUAUGUGUUUAACCCAAAACCUGGGUUGGAUCCAGGAUCUGCCUUCCUACAGAAAGUUCCUCUGCCUGAUUUUUGGGAUUCCCUCUCCCACACACACCACAGCUCACCCAAUUCAGCAGGGUCUCCUGAUUCUGUGUGUAGCUUUUUCUGGGGGCUGCCAUGGAAAGGAAGGGGUGGGAAUUCCAUUUUCACCAGCACGGUUGAUCCAGCAUUAGUCUGGAUCCAACACUCUUGUCUUUACGCAAGUCCUGUGCCAAGGAGAAAGCCCCUUUGAAACCAGUGGGACUUUCUUCUACAUAAACAAUCAAAGGAUUGAUCUUAUUUCUCAAAAGGCUUGGAGGAAACAACAAGAUCUUGGGAUUUUCUGAUCAUGAACCAAGGGCUCGUCAUAUAAACAUAUGACACUGCCUUAGAUGGUGCCAGACCACCUAGCUCACCAUUGUCGACUCUGACCGGCAGAAGCCCAACAACGCCUCGGGCACAGGUCUUUCCCAGCCCUGGUACCUGAGGGCCAAGUGAAACGUGAUGCAGCAGACCCAUGAAAAGUCUCCUGCUGAGGGUGGUUUUUUUUACCGAUCAAAGCAGCAGGGAUGGGGACCAUAUUUCUAAUCAAAAUUCUGUGCCACACUUUCUUACCCUGAAGGAAUAAGAUUUAGAGUCCUUUCACUGGAUAUCCUGUUACUGGAAAUGCCCAUCAUUAAACCUGGGACUUUCCUUAUUCCAGCAAGGCAUGAAGCUACAGCCCCUCCCUCUAAGGGAACCUUUUGCGGUUUCAGACUGGAGCCAUCUGUUGCUUUAAGUGUAUUCCUUUGGCAGGUUUUAGUAUGCAGUGUUAACAUGAGUGCAUCCAACGUGCCUGCACACACACAAAGAGAUACACAAAUAAACCCAGCUCCCUCCUUCCCUGAGACUUAAAUCCUUUCACACCAUCAAAUAUUCCUGCAUUACUCCUCUUAACCUGCUUUUCCACUAUGCAAGAACAUGCCCCCCCCCCCCGCCCAAAGCAAAAUUGUACCACUCCGGGCUCGGGUCCCAUUCCCACUGUGCUCCUCUGCUGCCUUUUUGCCUGCCUCCACCCACCCCCCGACCCCCGCGACACUGUUUCAGGUGGAGCCGUACUUUCUCCCCUCAAUCAGAAUCCUGCGGAAGAAAAGGAUGAAUGGGAUGGCAAGAAGAGCCGACCGUCUGGUCAGCAAUGGAUUGCAGCUUCCAAUGAAUUGGAUCUCUGUUUAUAAGCUGGAGCACCAGUCCAUGAACUGCACCCUUCAAUCCACUGGUGAUUCCCACCCACUUGAAUCUUCCGCCAUUUCUUUUCACCUUCUAAUGCAUGCCUAUGGACAUAUGAAGCUGCCUGAUACUAAGUCAGACCAUUGGACCAUUUAGCCAAGUACUGACUGCUCUGCCUGGCAGUGGCUCUCCAGGCAGGAAUCUUUGGUACCUGAAAUCCUUUCCACUAGAGAUCUGAGCUAUUGUCCCUCCCCAUUACAAGCUUUUACAAAAAUAUUAUUGUGGUGAUCAAUAUUUCAGCCCCAAACCCUAAGGACUGCUCCAGAAAUUCCCAAAUGUGUCUCAGACAUUUGGCCUAAAAGCCUGGCUCUCUAACUGGAACAUUGAAUGGAUUCUCAUCUCCUUUGGAAGAGAAGAGAGGAAGGUGGCAGAUGGGAAAAUCCUGUGUGGGGUUCCAUGUCAAUCUUAGCACAUUUUAAUGCACCACUAAUACCAGAAUAAGACUGCUGUGCUGUUCCAAUAGUGGGGUGGGAGGUGAGGCUCAGAGAGCUGCAGAUUUCACUAGCUUAUCUGCAACACACUGAUAAAAUGGUUCCUAUCCCCACUCUGCUUCGCCCCAUUUUGAAAACUGGUGAUGUUCCUAGGAAAACAAGGGUGCUUUUCCCAAGCCUUGGGGAAAGUAUGUCACUUCUGGGCGUCAUGCACACUCAUCAGUUGAUGACUACAACAUCAGGUGAUGGCUUACUUUUGUGAAUGGGCUGCCACCAGGUUGAAUUUUAAUGUUCCCUCUAAUGAUGCUUUUUUACUGUGUCAGUUGACACAUUCAUCAUUUCGCCAUCAAGUGAUCAUAAUGCAAGGGUAAAACACUCCUUGGCCUGAAGAUGAAUAUAGGUUUUAAGAGAGUUGGAAAUGGUUUGAGGGAGAUUUUGUUUAUUAUGGGGUACACACACAUCCUAAUGCCAACACUGCUGAAAAUAUUUUUUGGAACAGUAUGCUAACAUAUUUAACCUGAAGCAGGAAUGUAUGGGCUGCAAUGUUUAAUUAAUUGAUUUUAAAACUUAAGCAAAUAUAAAGUUGGCCCCAAUUAAUUAAGCAGCAGUUUAAAAUGCAUAUUUUUAAUACUAAUAAUAUUUGCAGAUGGCAAGCUCUAUUUUAGAGGCAUUCCCUCUUUUCUCACGCAUAGGAGGAAAUCUCUGUUCUUAGAUUAUGCCUGCUAUGACAAAUACACGGUAUCCCUAAAAUGAAAUCAGUUUCUUCCUUCAAAAAUACCGUUCUUGUCACAGAUAUGAGAUCUCUGCCUGCAUGGGGCAGCAUUUUGGAAAUUCCUAGAGUUUUCUGUAUUGUUCUAUAUGCUAUACUCCGGUGGGGAAACCCUGUGAACCAUUGCUGUUUGAGGGUGGGAAGAAGGCCCUUUUCCCUUCUGUUACUUUUUGCCCGUUGCCUUAGCAGCAGCAAUGUAGGAACUUCUGUAUCUCAGCAUUUUCCUCAACUUUACGUUUUCCCCUCUCUUGUCCUCCCAAGAAAUGCAAAUUCAGUGGAUAGAUUAAUUAACUGAAACUCAUAUGUUGGAUUACAAGUUUGUUAAUUAGGUUGGAGCCUUAACGUGUUGUACACAUCCCAGCCAACAAUCCCUCUUUCAAAUCACCUUCAACUCUCAGGUAACGUUAUCUGACAGUCCCCAGCAAUAUUUUCUCAAGACCUGGAGAGACGCAGGAGUGUGUUUUGCUUGUCCACACUUGCAUUAUAUGUUAAAUGUAAUGCAAGCUUUGUUGCUGUUGAUGUGUGUUUGCUUUUUAAAAACAAAAUUUCAGGACUCCUGAAACCGGGGCUUUAGAAAAACUAUUUACAGUGUUUUAAAAGUCACAGGCUCCCUUUUUUCAUAUUUCUUAUGUUAGCUAGACACACACACACACACACACACACACACACACACACACACACACCCACACCCCUUACGUUUGACAUACAAGUGGAAGCACUGCCCAAAAGCAUGCAUGGAACAACUGGAUCUGUCUGUUCUUCUGCCACUAUUUAACCACCCUGUCAAUCUGAAAGGGCAUUCAGGGGAAAUAACCUCAGCUCAAUGAUCUUCAGUCCAUUUUCUAUGGCCAAGCCUAAACCCUCAAUAUAUACAGAAGAGCAAGUGACACGUAGCCCUUCUUUCAUCAGCUUGUCUGCAGCCUACCUCCUUCAUCUUUAAGAAAAACCCUUCCUCCACCACCUUAGCUUCACUUGCUGUGUCCUGAGUUCUUGUCUGCUCUCUUUUCUGCAGGUGAGAAUUCCCCUUUGGUUCUGGUAUGACGCGGCCCUUGGUUUCAGCUAGUUGCCCUUCUACUUGGUGGGCACAGCAAAGAUAGAUGCCCAGACACACCCAUGUCAGCGGUGCACUCUUCAUGGAAGUGCUACAGAGGAGGCCAAAGUCUGCCACCCAACUAUGACCAGGGCACCACCAGACAAGGCAGCAGAAUAGGCGUGGUGGUGCCAGGGGGGUCUACAGCGACCACCAGUUUUAAGGACCCUUGGAAUGCCUUACAGCCACCUGCACAAUCUUGCAUCUUUUCUCUGAGGGGGAAUAUUACCCUGACUCUGGCAUGCAUGUCCCUGUGUCUAGGGACAUGAGGAUAUACUCCUAUGAGCACACACCCAACACAUGUGCCGAUACCUAGGUAUCCGAACAUAUAUUUGUCAUGGGAUGCACAUAACUAUCCAAGCUUGGGAGUGUUGUGUGUAUGCAGUGUGGAUCAACUCAGGUGUGUGUUCAAUUUUGUGUGUGUGUUUUGAGCGAGCAAGUUGUCUUUCCAUAUAUAUUUUAAUUCUCUACUGGUGUGUGAACAUGUCUGGAAUAGAUUUACCCCUCUGUUGUGGAAAGUGGUUCCAUACCUCUGUGUAUGAAUGUGUAUGUGUGAGUCUGAGCGCAUGCCUGUACAGGCAUGUGUGGACAUAUAUGUGCAUUUCUGUGCUUCCAGCUGCACAUCUGUCUUGAUGUGACUGUGCUUUCUGUCCUCUGCCUAUUUAGGGCACGGGUGUCUGCUCCAGAAAGUUUGCCCCCCACAUGUGUGCGAUGUGUAGUGACCGGGGGGGGGGGACAGUUGCAAGGCCUGGGGCUGAGGUCUGUUCUGACUGUAUGUUUGGAACUAUUGGGCCAAACAUUUGGGCCUGUUUUCUGAUUCAUAGCAGAGUCGAGAUGUGCAUAUUUGACCACACUCAAAUAUGGGGGGGACUGCUUUCAUGAGUGAGUCCAUGUCCCUGGGGCUUGGUUUGUGGGUUUUAUUUCUCUCGUCCCACCCCUCACGUUCAGUAUUGGUGUCCAUUUCUGCCUAGAACACUCCCGUCGUUUCUUCCUCCUCCCCUCUCUGUUCCCACUUGGUCACCACCCUGACAGAGUCGCUGAAGCAUUUGCCAUGCAUCCGCGCUCCGGCUGAGUCCCAACCUGGCCUGGUUUCCUACCGCUCCCCCACUUCUUUCAGGAGGCCUUAAUGCAAUUCCUAAAGCAGCCUGCAGGGGUGCACUUUCAUAAAACCAAGCAGUGUACAGUCUAUCCGGUAUUUGUACUCUUGUAAAUAUUUUGUAUAUAGCCAAGAAAGUGUAGGCAAAGGACACUGGCUAGGGAGGCAUGAGUGGGAGCAUGUUUGCUCUUAUGUGAACAUGCUUGCAACUCUGUUUAUUAGAAAAGGAGAGGGGCAGGCUAUUAGUUCCUCAUUGCCUUAUACCAAAUAGUGACGUUUCUUUACAAAUUAAUAUUUGGUCUCUUUCACUCACUUCCCAUGCAAAUCCAAAUGUAGGGACUGGGAAAUCCCACAUUGAGGGUGAGGUGUUUUUAAAAUCGGAGAAAAUGUCAUGAUCAGUUUCUUCUUGGAGUGAAAUCCCAGUGCGAGCGUGUGAGCAUGCGUGUGUGUGUAUAGCUGAGUGAGAGUUUCUCCUGCAAAAGUUCCAUUGAAUGAAUGGGACGUCUUAUUCAUUGCAUUGAGGCUUGUGCAGCAGAACGUCCUGUUUGAUUGCACCUGUAGCAUUUGUAUAUAAAAAUGUAGUUCUGUCAACUGUGCAUAACUAAACAUGCACAGAUCCCCUAUGCAUACGAAGUGUAAA
This is a messenger RNA of Elgaria multicarinata webbii, 11193 nucleotides long. RefSeq names its product thyroid hormone receptor alpha (gene THRA). The record is from RefSeq and is a predicted model, not a curated record. The transcript has 9 exons. Gene Ontology annotation, biological process: positive regulation of transcription by RNA polymerase II; negative regulation of transcription by RNA polymerase II; thyroid hormone receptor signaling pathway. Gene Ontology annotation, molecular function: RNA polymerase II cis-regulatory region sequence-specific DNA binding; zinc ion binding; nuclear receptor activity. The coding region runs from base 506 to 1732 and encodes 408 amino acids. NCBI's taxonomy places the organism in Eukaryota, Metazoa, Chordata, Lepidosauria, Squamata, Anguidae.